AUGCCGUCUCCAGAGGCAUCCCCAUCAUCGCCGGCAGAUGCUCCUGGCACAACAACCGACGCACCGCCCGCUGCUGCUGCUGGCACCGAGUCUGCUGCCGUUCAUGGCGCCUCGCUGCUCAUCACCCUGCAGAUCGCCUCGCGCGCCCUCACCUUUCUCGCCAACCAGCUCCUCCUGCGCUAUCUGACCGCUGCGCUCCUCGGCCUGUCUGCCCAGCUCGAGGUCUACUACCUUUCCGUACUCUUCUUCGCCCGUGAGAGCCUGCGCGUCGCCAUCCAGCGCCAGAGCCCCUCGAGAGCCCGCUCCCGCACCCCCAUCCACCAGGCCGUCGUCAACCUAGGCUACCUUGCCGUCAUCCUAGGAUGCUUUGUCUCUGUUGGCUUGGGCGCCCUCUACCUGUCCUCUGUGGAGCAGGCCACCCUCGAGACGCCUUAUUUCGUCCUGUCCCUCCGCAUCUAUGGUGCCGCCGCCAUCAUCGAGCUGCUCGCUGAGCCCAUCUUCGUGCUGAUGCAGACGCGUCUCGAGUUCGGCACCCGCGCCAGCGCCGAGUCCAUCGCCACCUUCCUGCGGUGCAUCGUCACCUUUGCCGCCGCGCUUUCUGCCUCCCGGUCCGGCCUGCAGCUCGGCGUCCUUCCCUUCGCGCUCGGCCAGCUCGCCUAUGGCGUUGCCCUUCUGCUCGUGUACCUGGGCGCCGGCGUCCGUCUCGCCUCGACCGCCGAGACGGGCAACAGCUUCUCGCUGCUGCCGCGUACACUCACCACCGAGGGGUCAGGUGCUGACUACGUCUUGUCGUACUUUUACCGCCCCACCCUCCGUCUGGCCUCGUCCAUGAUGGCACAGAGCCUCGUCAAGCACGUCCUCACUCAAGGCGACACCUUUCUCGUCUCCAUCCUGUCGACGCCCCAGGCCCAGGGUGUCUACGCUCUGGCCAACAACUACGGCGGUCUGCUCGCGCGCCUCGUGUUCCAGCCCGUCGAGGAGAGCAGCCGCAGCUACUUCAGCCGGCUCCUCUCGGCGGGGCCGACGACGUCUUCUGAGACAUCUGUCGAAAAGGUCGCACAGGCGUCCCCGGCCGCCGACAAGACACGCGGCAAGCCCCCCAAGGAAGCCGUCACCACCGCUGCCGCACACCUGCACACGCUGCUGCGCCUCUGCGUCCUCGUCGGCGCCCUCAUCCUCACGGCCGGCCCCGCUGCCGCGCCGCCGCUCCUCGCCCUCGUCGCCGGGCCGCGCUGGGUCCGCGACGGCGCCGGCGCCGCCCUGGCCACGUACUGCUACUACAUCCCGCUCCUCGCCCUCAACGGCGUCGCCGAGGCCUUUGUCGCCUCGGUCGCCACCGAGGCCCAGGUCCACGCCCAGUCGGCCUGGAUGGGCGUCUUCUCGCUGGCCUUUGCCGCCGCCGGGUUCGUCUUCUUGCGCGUCCUCGGCCUCGGCGCCCGCGGCCUCGUCUUUGCCAACUGCAUCAACAUGGCCUGCCGCAUCGUCUGGAGCCUCGCCUUUGUGCGCCGCUACUUUCGCGACGCCGGCGUGCCCUUCUCCCUCGCCCGCCUCGGCCCCGCCAACCUCACGGCCGUCGUCGUCUUUGUGGCGCCGAGGCUUGUCGAGAUGCUCACGGGGAUCACGGCGCAGAGCGCUGGCGGCAUCAGGGACGUCAUCAAAGUGGGCGUGGCGGCCGUUCCAUUCGUGCUGCUAGUUUUAUUCGCCGAGCGCGAUUUUCUCCUGCAAUGCUACCAAGCGGCCAGGAAAAGGAAGACAGAAUAG
This is a messenger RNA of Verticillium nonalfalfae, 1761 nucleotides long. RefSeq names its product Oligosaccharide translocation protein rft1 (gene RFT1). Lineage: Eukaryota; Fungi; Ascomycota; Sordariomycetes; Glomerellales; Plectosphaerellaceae. The coding region runs from base 1 to 1761 and encodes 586 amino acids. The record is from RefSeq and is a predicted model, not a curated record. Gene Ontology annotation, biological process: dolichol-linked oligosaccharide biosynthetic process; glycolipid translocation. The transcript has 2 exons. Gene Ontology annotation, cellular component: endoplasmic reticulum membrane.